GCCCGCGGGGUUGGCGACCCACCGGCUCCUCACCCCACCCCGCCCCCUCUGACUUCCCGCUCAGAGUUCGAGAUAAAGAUCUCCGAGUUUUUUGCCUGAAUAAGGAUCUUCGAACACUCUGCCCCCAUCUCUGUUCCCAACUUCCCGCUUUCCUGUAUUUUAUUUUACCAGUUGUGGUACACACUAGUUUUUAAGGCUGGAGGUUCUCGAGCGCCUGCUGCCAAGGACUCCCCCUCCCCCUCCCCCCCUGAUGGAGUCGGAGAUGCUGCAGUCGCCCCUUAUAGGACUCGGGGAGGAAGAUGAGGCGGACCUUACAGAUUGGAACUUGCCUUUGGCUUUUAUGAAAAAAAGACAUUGUGAGAAAAUUGAAGGAUCGAAGUCUUUAGCGCAGAGCUGGAGAAUGAAGGAUCGGAUGAAGACAGUUAGUGUGGCCUUGGUCCUCUGCCUGAAUGUGGGUGUGGAUCCUCCAGAUGUGGUGAAGACCACACCCUGUGCUCGAUUGGAAUGCUGGAUCGAUCCUCUGUCUAUGGGUCCUCAGAAAGCUCUGGAAACCAUCGGUGCAAAUCUACAGAAGCAGUAUGAGAACUGGCAGCCAAGGGCUCGGUAUAAGCAGAGCCUUGACCCCACUGUGGAUGAAGUCAAAAAGCUUUGCACAUCUCUACGCCGGAAUGCCAAGGAGGAACGUGUCCUCUUCCACUACAAUGGCCACGGGGUGCCCAGGCCUACAGUGAAUGGAGAGGUCUGGGUCUUCAACAAGAACUACACUCAGUACAUCCCUCUGUCCAUAUACGACCUGCAGACGUGGAUGGGCAGCCCAUCCAUCUUUGUCUACGACUGCUCCAAUGCUGGCCUCAUCGUCAAGUCUUUCAAACAGUUUGCCCUGCAGAGGGAGCAGGAACUAGAGGUAGCUGCGAUUAACCCAAACCAUCCACUCGCCCAGAUGCCCUUGCCUCCCUCAAUGAAAAACUGCAUCCAGCUGGCAGCCUGUGAGGCACAUGAGCUCCUGCCCAUGAUCCCUGACCUCCCAGCUGACCUGUUCACUUCCUGCCUCACCACUCCCAUCAAGAUUGCUCUGCGCUGGUUCUGCAUGCAGAGGUGUGUUCGUCUGGUGCCUGGAGUCACAUUGGACUUGAUAGAAAAGAUUCCUGGUCGACUGAAUGACCGGAGAACCCCUCUGGGUGAACUGAACUGGAUCUUCACAGCCAUCACAGAUACCAUCGCCUGGAAUGUGCUCCCUCGGGAUCUCUUCCAAAAGCUUUUCCGACAGGACCUGCUCGUGGCAAGUUUGUUUAGAAAUUUUUUAUUGGCAGAAAGAAUCAUGAGGUCGUAUAACUGCACCCCAGUAAGCAGCCCACGACUCCCCCCAACAUACAUGCAUGCCAUGUGGCAGGCUUGGGACCUUGCUGUGGACAUUUGCCUCUCUCAGCUGCCAACCAUCAUUGAAGAGGGCACUGCCUUCAGGCACAGCCCAUUCUUUGCUGAGCAGCUGACGGCAUUCCAGGUGUGGCUUACCAUGGGCGUGGAGAACAGGAGCCCCCCAGAGCAGUUGCCCAUCGUCCUACAGGUGCUGCUGAGCCAGGUGCACCGGCUGAGAGCAUUGGACCUGCUGGGGCGCUUUUUGGACUUGGGCCCUUGGGCGGUGAGCUUGGCCCUGUCGGUGGGCAUCUUCCCCUAUGUGCUGAAGCUGCUUCAGAGCUCGGCCCGAGAGCUGCGGCCACUCCUUGUCUUCAUCUGGGCCAAAAUCCUCGCUGUGGACAGUUCAUGCCAGGCUGACCUCGUGAAGGACAACGGCCACAAGUACUUCCUGUCCGUCUUGGCAGACCCAUACAUGCCAGCUGAACAUAGGACUAUGACAGCCUUCAUUCUUGCUGUAAUUGUCAACAGCUACACAACAGGGCAGGAGGCCUGCCUGCAGGGAAACUUGAUCGCCAUCUGUCUGGAGCAGCUCAGCGACCCACACCCCCUGCUACGCCAGUGGGUGGCCAUUUGCCUGGGAAGGAUCUGGCAGAACUUCGACUCUGCAAGGUGGUGUGGGGUGAGAGACAGUGCCCACGAAAAGCUCUAUAGCCUCCUCUCCGACCCUAUCCCUGAGGUCCGAUGUGCGGCUGUGUUUGCCCUUGGCACCUUUGUGGGAAACUCUGCUGAGAGGACAGACCACUCUACCACCAUCGACCACAAUGUGGCCAUGAUGCUGGCUCAGCUGAUCAAUGAUGGCAGCCCCAUGGUCCGGAAGGAGCUGGUGGUGGCUCUGAGUCACCUUGUGGUUCAAUAUGAGAGCAAUUUCUGCACUGUGGCCCUGCAGUUCAUGGAAGAGGAAAAGAACUACCCCCUGCCUUCUCCAGCAGCCACAGAGGGAGGGAGCUUGACCCCAGUGCGAGACAGCCCAUGCACCCCCAGACUCCGAUCCGUGAGCUCCUAUGGGAACAUCCGAGCCGUCACCACAGCCAGGAACCUGAACAAAUCUUUGCAGAAUCUGAGCUUGACGGAAGAAUCGGGCAGCUCAGUGGCCUUCUCUCCCGGGAACCUCAGCACAAGCAGUAGUGCCAGCAGCACCUUAGGAAGCCCUGAAAACGAGGAGUACAUCCUGUCCUUCGAAACCAUCGACAAGAUGCGGCGUGUGAGCUCCUAUUCAGCGCUCAACUCCCUCAUAGGAGUUUCUUUUAAUAGUGUUUACACUCAAAUUUGGAGAGUCUUACUACAUCUGGCCGCCGAUCCCUAUCCAGAUGUUUCUGAUUUAGCCAUGAAAGUCCUCAACAGCAUUGCUUACAAGGCCACAGUGAACGCCCGGCCCCAGAGAAUCCUCGACACAUCCUCCCUUACACAGUCAGCCCCAGCCAGCCCAACCAACAAGGGCAUGCACAUCCACCAGGUGGGAGGCUCCCCGCCAGCAUCUAGCACCAGCAGCUGCAGCCUGACCAAUGAUGUGGCGAAGCAGACUGUCAGCCGUGACCUGCCCUCCAGCCGCCCGGGCACCACUGGCCCGACAGGGGCACAGUACACCCCCCACUCCCACCAGUUCCCUCGGACACGGAAGAUGUUUGAUAAAGGCCCUGAUCAGACCACAGACGAUGCAGAUGACGCUGCUGGACACAAAAGCUUCACUUGUGCCGCUGUGCAGACGGGGUUCUGUGACUGGAGCGCCCGCUACUUUGCCCAGCCGGUCAUGAAGAUCCCCGAAGAGCAUGACCUAGAGAGUCAGAUCCGCAAGGAGCGUGAGUGGCGGUUCCUGAGGAACACGCGAGUCAGGAAGCAGGCACAGCAGGUCAUCCAGAAGGGGAUCACCAGACUGGACGAUCAGAUCUUUCUGAACAGGAACCCUGGAGUUCCCUCUGUGGUCAGAUUCCAUCCCUUUACACCAUGCAUAGCUGUGGCCGACAAGGACAGCAUCUGUUUUUGGGACUGGGAGAAAGGAGAGAAGCUGGACUAUUUCCACAAUGGCAACCCUCGGUACACCAGGGUGACCGCCAUGGAGUACCUGAAUGGGCAGGACUGCUCCUUGCUGCUGACAGCCACUGAUGAUGGUGCCAUCAGGGUCUGGAAAAACUUUGCUGAUUUGGAAAAGAAUCCAGAGAUGGUAACUGCGUGGCAAGGGCUCUCAGACAUGCUUCCGACAACACGAGGAGCUGGGAUGGUGGUAGACUGGGAACAAGAGACUGGCCUCCUCAUGAGCUCAGGGGACGUGCGCAUUGUCCGGAUCUGGGACACUGACCGGGAGACGAAGGUGCAGGACAUCCCCACGGGGGCUGACAGCUGUGUGACAAGUCUAUCUUGUGAUUCUCACCGCUCACUCAUUGUGGCUGGCCUGGGUGAUGGCUCGAUCCGUGUCUACGACAGGAGGAUGGCACUCAGUGAAUGCCGGGUCAUGACUUACCGGGAGCACACAGCAUGGGUGGUGAAGGCCUACCUGCAGAAGCACCCUGAGGGCCACAUCGUGAGUGUGAGUGUCAAUGGAGAUGUGCGCUUCUUCGAUCCUCGGAUGCCUGAGUCUGUGAAUGUAAUGCAGAUUGUGAAGGGGCUGACAGCCCUCGACAUCCACCCCCAGGCAAACCUGAUCGCCUGUGGCUCCAUGAACCAGUUCACAGCCAUCUACAACGGAAAUGGGGAGCUGAUCAACAACAUCAAAUACUAUGAUGGGUUCAUGGGCCAGCGUGUCGGGGCCAUCAGCUGCCUGGCUUUCCACCCACACUGGCCUCAUCUGGCCGUAGGAAGCAAUGACUACUACAUUUCGGUGUAUUCAGUGGAAAAGCGUGUCAGAUAGCGGCUCCUAGGACCCCUGCCAGGCUGCAGCCACCCUCCGCUGUACAUAGUGAACCAGCCUGCACUGCUCAGGAUGCAGUGCCCACCUACCCACCCACCUGCCAGCCCCGGCUCCUGACUUGGCCGUGGUCAGCUGAAGGGGGCUUGCACAUCCUUUCUUCUGUCUUCACUGUAACGUACAGGUCCAGAGCAGGGAAGGGUUUGACACAGCUUCCCAUCGAAAGCCAGCACAGGCAAGAAGGACCUCCUCAGGGUGGCACUGUCCUUUCCUGCCCUGCUUCCUUCUGAAGUUUUACACGGGACACAUUUGAUUUUUUCCCAUGCGAUCAAAGCAUUAGUUAUAGAACAGACAGCGCCCUAUAGAAUAGCCAUGUUGGGGCUCCUAAGAGCCAUGGCCCGGCCCGGCCCUGCUGUCCUCUUGGAAUAGGCUGGCCAGUGCUGGGAGAUGGAUAAAAGCAACUGGGGGAAGAAAAGGGGGAAGGAGAGAAGGAAGGAAAGAGGGAAGGCCUCUCCUGCUACAAGGUAGGAAGUCUAAGCCUGGCCCUCCUAGAGCACCAAGGCAGCCCAGCCCACUGAGUAUGUCAUGGUGCUAUGAGGAAAGGGGUCCCCGUCCUGCCCAGCUAGACCUCUGAGGUCCAGCCUGGCGCCCUCACGUGAGCUGGCUGCAGGAGAGGGUCUGGAUCUGGGCAGGUGAGGCAGAUCAAUAGUUAGCGACUGCCCCAUCUGGCAGGCAUAUUCUGAAGUGCUUCUCUCCCAUAGGGCAGCAACAGUGGCCACGGCCCUAUUUCCUGCUAGUGCCACACACAGGCACACACGCAUGCAAGCACACAGCCUCCUCAUCCAUGCUGACAUGGAUGCCCUGGUCUUCCUGCCCGUGCACAUUUGGGUGUGCAUUCGUGCAGGCCCACAGUCUCCCCUCCUGCACAUAUAUGGGCACUGUGGCCGGCCACACGCACGCGCACACGUGCUAGCCUCACCACACACAGGUUCAGAGACGUCCCUGGACCCAGAGGCUCGAGAGCAGCAGCAGCUCUGUUGACGGUGGGACUGAGGUUGCAUGAUGCAGUCUGUGCUGAGGAAGAGUGCAGCAGUGUCCUGGUGUGCCUGACAUGUGCCUGUGUGCACUUGCAAGUGAGGGACCGUGGACAUGCAGCCUUGGAUGGACAGCACUGCAGAGCAAUUGCACACAAGCAGGACACAGCACAAUGAUGUUUUGAAAAGCAUUUUCCGUUUUUCCUGGGAAUCAGGAUCUUUCAGAGGAGGACGAGUGCCAACAGGAGCCCGGGGACAUGGGUUGGGACGUCUGUGGCAGAGGCUGGGUCCCUGUGCUGUGCUCAGUGGACCUGUUUUAGCCAAGAGCAUCUUCCCUGUGAGAGGAUCCCUACAGGCUGAGCUGAGCAAGCAGGACAGGGUACCCUGGUGCUGCCCCUGGAAACGCAUUCUCCCAACAGGAGGGGCUGGAGGAAGUCACAUCCGUGUCGGGCCAUGGUCGGGCGGGCUGGACAGCAGUGUGCAGUCAGGAAGGCCCAAGAACCACCCAGCUUGCCUCUGCUCAGUUCUGCAGAGUGCACCAGCGGCUGAGUAUGCUUCAGCUCAGUCCUUGUCCAACCGGGGAUUCGGUUUCAGCCACACAGGGCUGCCUGACGGGCUGGGCUGCUUCCCUGCCCUUGUGGAACCAGUGUUUGCAUCUUGCCCACAGGCUGGGCCUUCACAAGUCUGAUGCGAAAAUUCAAUCAUGAAGCUAAGCAAGGCUCGAGAGAGCGCUGACCUAGAGUUCAUUGUCUCUAUUUAUUUUACCAAAAUGAGAGUUGAAAGGACUGACAGGACACAGAACUGCAGUGGCGUCCAGAGCAGUGACAGCAACAGAGUAUUAAUAAAGAAGAAAGCCGUGAGACAUCACUGCCCUUCCAGAUGAGAACGGUGGGGUGAGGGUGGCCAGAAGGGCUGUGUCCUCGUGGCUUCUGCAGUCCCUGGGCCCCUGGGAUGGAACAGUCUCGGCCCAAGACAGGGCCACUGUAUCUACCCCUCUUGGGCCUGGGUGGAAGGGAAGACAUGCUGGUUGCCAUGGAGAUCUUGAGGCAUUGUGACUGGGAUUCCUGUGAUGACUCUGGCCUUGUCAUUAAUAAGGUUUUCCCGCAUUUACACAGA
This is a messenger RNA of Apodemus sylvaticus (European woodmouse), 6405 nucleotides long. RefSeq names its product regulatory associated protein of MTOR complex 1 (gene Rptor). NCBI's taxonomy places the organism in Eukaryota, Metazoa, Chordata, Mammalia, Rodentia, Muridae. Gene Ontology annotation, molecular function: protein-macromolecule adaptor activity; protein binding. The transcript is spliced from 34 exons. The record is from RefSeq and is a predicted model, not a curated record. Gene Ontology annotation, cellular component: cytoplasm; TORC1 complex. Bases 251 to 4258 code for a protein of 1335 amino acids. Gene Ontology annotation, biological process: positive regulation of cell growth; TORC1 signaling; cellular response to amino acid stimulus.